AUGGCGAAGAAGAUUCGCAAUGAAGGUCAAUAUAGACAACAAAUACGUGAUUUAGUCGGUGCCACUGGAUGUCCGCAGUUGAGGCGGUUGAACACUAUGGUGGCUGUGCAUUACAGCCAAGUCUGCUUGCAACAUUUGAAGCGCAGACGAGGUUUGCCAGCAACAUCUGUGGUGUCUAUUCUUCUUUUGGAAGGCGCUUCUUCAGAAUUGAUUUCGCUUGCACAAGAGGUGUGUGAUAUUUGCUCUGGAGAUGUUCUUUUAUUGGCACCCCACUUGCUGGACGAAUUCUGCAUGGACGUUGCCUGGGGAGAGCCUGUGCGUUACGCGAUCGCCUGGCCUAGGUCCUGCGAGUUGGAACAGAUGGCGGCACCCUUCCUGGUGUUGGAUGGUUUGGUGUCCGCGCAGAACUUGGGCCAAGUGAUGAGGAGCGCAGUUUUGUUGGGCAUCACGUCGGUGAUUUUGACUCGGGCCAGUUUUAAUUGCCUGAACGGUCGCGCCUGCCACGCAUCCCAGGGCUGGCUCUACGAGGCGGAGUUCCAUCUGGCAGAAGACCUGCCAGUGGCGCUGCGCUCGCUGAAGCGGGCCCAGAUCUGCAUUUACGCGGCGGAGGAGAUUCAUCCCAAAGCGGUGUCUCCGCAGCCGAAUGCUCGCUGGGCUUUAGUGGUCGGCAACGAGGACAAAGGCGUGUCCCCUGAAGUGCUCGAAUGUUGCGACGACUUUCUUUGCGUUCCACAGGUGCGGGGCGCAUCUCUGAAUGUGGCACACGCUGCGGCCAUUUGCAUGUACGAGUUAGGACGGGGGCUCCCAUUGAAGAAAAGUGUGCGUCGGUGGCUUUAA
Cladocopium goreaui is the source of this 837-nucleotide messenger RNA. Lineage: Eukaryota; Dinophyceae; Suessiales; Symbiodiniaceae. The record is from the annotation of a GenBank genome assembly.